CCCGCCUGCGCGGGAGCGGGUGCGGGCAGACGCGCGCAGCCGAGCCCGGCCCCGCACUAUGCCGCCGCGGCCCCGCGGCUCCCGGCCAUGGCGAGGCUGCGCCGGCGCGUCCCAUGCACCCUGCUCCUCGGCCUGGCCGCCGUGCUGCUGAGGGCGCGGCCGGUGCCCGCGGCCGCCAGGGCCGAGCUCAGCCGCUCGGACCUCAGCCUCAUCCAGCAGCAGCAGCAGCGGCAGCGGGAGGCGGCGGCGGCGGCGGCGGCGGCGGCGGCCGAGGAGGAGGAGGAGGAGGAGCGGCCCGAGGUGCUGCCGGAGGUCCCGGGGACCUCCGCUACCGUCCCCGCGCCAGUGUCUGUAUUUAUGCUGAAGGUCCAGGUGAAUGACAUAAUCAGUCGUCAGUACCUGAGUCAAGCAGUUGUAGAAGUAUUUGUGAACUACACAAAGACAAAUUCUGCAGUAACUAAAAAUAAUGGCGCAGUGUUGAUAAGAGUACCCUAUAAAUUAGGACACAGUUUAACCAUUAUUGCGUAUAAGGAUGGCUACGUAAUGACACCCCUGCCUUGGAAGACCGGAAGAAUGCCAAUAUAUUCAUCAGUGACACUUUCACUGUUCCCACAAAGCCAAGCAAAUAUAUGGCUCUUUGAAGACACUGUUUUAAUUACUGGAAAAUUAGCUGAUGCCAAAUCUCAACCAAGUGUUCAGUUUUCAAAAGCCUUAAUUAAACUACCGGACAACCAUCACAUUAACAAUGUCACAGGCUACCUUACUGUUCUACAACAGUUUUUGAAAGUGGACAAUUUUCUCUAUACAACUGGAAUUACUCCCAAUAGAUCAGGUAUUGAAAGUGUUGAGUUGAGUCCUCUUGCUGCGAUAUGUGUCAAAAUAUAUUCUGGAGGAAAAGAAUUAAAAGUGGAUGGUUCCAUUCAAAUGUCUCUUCCCCUUCUCCAUACAAGUGAUGUAAAUGCAGGGGAUCACAUACCUGCCUGGACGUUUGAUAUGGACACAGGUGCUUGGGUAAACCAUGGCCUGGGGAUGGUGAAAGAAUAUAAUAAUCAUUUAAUUUGGACCUAUGAUGCUCCGUAUUUGGGCUACUGGAUAGCAGCUCCAGUUCCAGGAACUAGAGUUUUAGGUAAAAGCGGAGACCUAAAGGAUAUUACUGCCUACCACACAGUGUUCCUUACAGCCAUAUUAGGAGGAACAAUAGUUAUUGUCAUCGGAUUUUUUGCCAUCCUUCUUUGUUAUUGCAGGGAUAAAUGUGGUACUCCACAGAAAAGAGAAAGAAAUAUCACAAAACUCGAGGUCCUCAAGAGAGAUCAGACCACGUCAACCACACAUAUAAAUCACAUCAGUUCAGUUAAAGUUGCAUUAAAAACAGAGGACAAAUCACAGUUAUUCAAUGCCAAAAACUCAUAUAGCCCUCAAAAAAAGGAAACAUCAAAGACAGAAGCUGAAGAAAGAGUGUCCGUGGUGAAAACUCGGGACAGUUUUAAAAUCUAUAAUGAAGAUGUUCCAUUUCUGUCAGUCAGUCAGAGCAAUUACUCAAGAAACCCAGCACAAUCUCUGGAACCCAGUUUAGGGUCUAAACAGCCUAAACAUAUCAAUAGCAAUCUAUCUUCAUCUUUAAGUGAUACUCAAGAGGAAAAGCGGUAUCUCACAGGUAAUGAGGAGGUGUACGGGCGUUCCCACAUUCCUGAGCAGCUCAUGCAUCUCUAUAGCCAGCCCAUUGCCAUCCUUCAAACAUCUGACCUUUUCUCUACCCCAGAGCACUUACACACUGCUAAGUCAGCUACUUUGCCAAGGAAGGGACAGUUAGUCUAUGGCCAAUUGGUGGAACCAGUAAAUAGAGAGAACUUUACCCAGACAUUGCCCAAAAUGCCAAUGCAUCCUCAGCCCCCAGAUGCCAGGGAAGAGAACAACCCACUUGAAGGUCAGCAGAGCUUGCCAUCCCAAACUUCAGAUUGGAGCCGAUAUUCGAACAGCUUACUAGAAUCUGUCUCUGUUCCAGGAACACUAAACGAAGCUGUCGUAAUGACCCCCUUUUCGUCAGAACUUCAAGGAAUUUCAGAGCAGACCCUCCUGGAACUGUCCAAAGGAAAACCCUCCCCACAUCCCCGAGCCUGGUUUGUCUCUCUCGACGGGAAGCCAGUCGCCCAAGUGAGGCAUUCCUUCAUAGACCUGAAAAGGGGCAAGAGAACCCAGAGUAACGACACGAGUCUGGACUCUGGGGUGGACAUGAAUGAACAUCACUCGAGUAGAAAACUCGAGAGAGAGAAGACUUUCAUCAAAAGCAUGCACCAGCCGAAGAUCCUUUACUUAGAAGAUUUGGAUCUGAGUAGUAGUGAGAGUGGAACCACCAUCUGCUCCCCUGAGGAUCCAGCCUUAAGGCACAUCCUUGAUGGAGGGAGUGCAGCAAUCCUAGAGCACCCUGGAGAAGAGUCCCCAGGAAGGAAGAGCAAUGUUGAAGAUUUUGAAGCCAAUAUAUCCCCCACAAAAAAACGGGGUAGACCACCCCUGGCCAAAAGAGAUAGCAAGACUAACAUCUGGAAGAAGCGGGAAGAACGCCCGCUGAUUCCCCUAAAUUGACACCAAUUGCAGCCGUGUCUCUGCUGUGUCUCUGCUGUGUCGUGCUGUUGAAUCUUGCUUCUUGUAAAUUGCGGUAUGAACAGAAGUUGAGACUGAGCAAUCUCAUGGUCCCCCGACAUGUUUCAAGCAGAGUAAAUAGUAGCAUGGUAGUUGGGCAAUGAGAGAAAGACACAAAGGAAUAUUUUUUCUUUUCUGGCCUGUGGAAGUAUCCAAGAAAACAAAUACAGAGGAACUCUUAGGAUAAUGUUCUCUGAAAAACUUGCUCAGCCAGCCAGUUUUGCCCGCAGUCUCUUUUUAACUGUGAAAAGGUGUAUUCCUAAAGUUGCUUCCCAAAAAAUGUUGCCUCUGCUUUAAUGACUACCCCCGCCAAGUGUUUAGAAAUGCCACUGUAUUUUAAGGUAUAUUCCAAUGAAAUAUUACUGUUCUCCUUUGCCUAUGCUUGAGCUUGUUAGAUGUUCUGGAGUGAUACCAUUCUAGAGUUUAAAGGCUGAGUGUUUUUCUUUCUUUCUUUCUUUUUUUUUUUUAGAUAAUACACUGCUUUUUUUUUUCUUUUUGACAGUACACAGAAUAUAUACUUUGUAUCAUCCCAAGAGUAUAUCCCACAGUCUUAUAAGAAGCACAGGAAGCUGUUUCUUUGCUAGAGAAGGAAGCCCCAGAUUUUUGGUUGUUUUUUGAAUAUAACUUUAUGGAAUGAACUCAUAAUUUCUUAUUAAAAAUCUGAGAAAUAAAUAUUCUGAUAGUGAAGUUAAUUUUCAGUUUUCUUCUUCCCACUCUCAAAAACGCUUUUAAGAAUAAUUUACCAGUAUGAAAUAAAAUGAAACAGUCUAAAAUAAGUUGAAAUACAUUUUACUAUGUUUAUAGCUAUUUAAUGGCUAUUUGAUAUUAAAAACAUCAGUGAAUUGAAACAUACAAUAUGAACACAUGUUAAAAGUAUGGAGAUAAGGGAAACAUUUCUGUCUUUUUCUUAAAUGUUAAUGAACAGAGAAAUGUCAUUUUCUUGAAAUUUUAUAACUUCAGAGUAUUAGGCAUAUAUAUAGAUGUUCUAGUUGAUAUUCUUAAAGUAGAUUUGAGGAAUACGGUUCAAUUUCAUAGAAAAAUAUUUCUUUUUUUAAAAUCACAUAGAGCUUUUCAACUUUUUUCUCUUCGUUUCGUAAAUACUGGAUUCACAGUUUGUCAUCAUCGUAUUCAGUUAUGAACACUUUUAAUUAUUCCCCUGAUUUUAAUUACGCCCCUUAGCUCUGAAUUUUUAUUUGUAGCCUGAAAAUAAAAGCAUUUUUGUUAAUUAAAAUCAAUUCACUUUUUAAAAUUUACGAGAAGACAGUUGUUUGAAACAGCCUUUUCCUUAGGGAAAAAUGAAAUUAAUUAUUUCUUAUUCUCAUUUAUUCAACAAGGAGAUCCAAGCAACAUAAACAAGCUGAAGGAAACAAAGUCAGUCACUUUUGAUCAAAUUUUACAUGGAUUUACACCCCCAUUCCAUCCCUGCUCCAAGACAGACUUCUAAUUUUUUUUUUUUUGUAAUCAUUUCCGGACCAUCUAACCUAUCAGAUAGUAUCCCUGUCUUCUGCAUUAACCCAAAGAACUUAAAGACCUAGGCAAAGUUUGUUACUUUUCACCCAAUCCAUAUAAUAUGUAAAUGUUUAGGGUAAUGCCUAGGUUUACUUUUGGGGAGGGGUGGGUGGGGAGUGAUAAGGCACCAAAUUAGAGGUUUAUUGGUAAUUACAAAAUGAUGCAUUAAAAUUACAUAAAUGAAAGUGACAAGGGAAAGGUUAAGGAUUAGUGCUCUGCUGAAGUGCCUUUGAUAUAGACUUGCUUUAUUAGAAGGAUAUGGUAACAUCUUUUUUAAAUGUGCGUUUUCUUUGUCAAACAGAUGUGCAGUUUUUAUUGAAUAGAGACUCAAUGUUUCAUGUUGGAACAAUGCAUUUUGCAUGCAAGUGACAUUUAUCUUUUAAGUAUCCAUUUUAUAUUGGUAAGCUAUUAGAAUGAAGUUAGAAGCUAUAGUAAAAUGUUGCACUUCAAUAAUUUGUGUUUGUUUUUCCCACCAUUAAAAAUGUUGCAUCUCCUAGCUUGGUCAUGAAAUACACAUAUAGUAGAAGUUAUAUUAUUCCCACAUUCCACUUACUCAUUCUCAUGUAAACAAAAUGAGAAGUUGUAUCCCCAAGGGCUUUUCUAGAAAUGGGUAUGGUUUUUAGUUUGUUUUUUGUUGUUGUUGUUUCAGCAUAAAACCUUAUUUUUUUAUAUACUGCACAUUCUGUAUCCAAUUGGGAAGUAUAGGCUAUUUAUCUUUUUUAAUGAUCAAAAAUGUGUAACUUCUUAUUUGUGAGUAGUUCAGAGAACUGUUAAAAAACUGAAGCCAUCUACUUUUUCUUAACCCAAAUGAUAAUAAACCUACAAUAGUCACAACUUUCUUAAAUUUUUAAAUUGAAAGCCAACAGUUUUUCUGCAAAUGUAAACCUAGAAAAUUUUGGUCACAUAUUGCUAACAUUUGUUGAUCCUUUGUAUGUACUUUGGAUAUAUCUUGAGAGUAAAAUUAUCCCUCAAUUAACUGAUGGAUUAAUUUACUAAAGCACAGCUAUAUGUAUUUUUGAAUACAUAUUAUGAUCUUCAGACUUUAUAAAAUUCAUUUUUAUUACAUAUAUGCCAUUGUAUAGGGAUUAUGCCCUUUUGUAGUACAGAGUAUAUGCGAAGGUCACAAAUGUUGAGAAAUAAAAGCACUUUGCUUUGGCAAUCAUUUUUCAAAUCACUUUUGGUGUGCUUGCCUCCUCUGCUUUCAAUGCUUAUUACAGCGUUUUAGGGAUCUGCAGGUCAAAUAAUGCCCCUCAAAAUUUAUUAAAAAGGUGAAGCUCACAAUUACAUAUUCACUCAUAUUUCUCUAUAGACUAGAAUUGUAAUGAUUGUGACUUAAUUUCCAUCUCUGAUCUAGAGAUCACAUUUUGCCCUACUGUUUCUAAGUGUUUCUAUCUUUUGUAUUCUUUCAUCAGAGGAAUCUCAAAUUUCAGUGUAUUUAUUGCCAUCAUUCCUAUAUUUACUGCUGAAAACUGUAACAAUAUGAAGAUUUGUAAAAUGUUAAAAUAGUUCAUUAAAGAUAAUAAAAUCUAAAAAGA
Sorex araneus (European shrew) is the source of this 5681-nucleotide messenger RNA. It is a transcript of the gene FAM171B, whose product is annotated as family with sequence similarity 171 member B. The record is from RefSeq and is a predicted model, not a curated record. Bases 88 to 2580 code for a protein of 830 amino acids. Lineage: Eukaryota; Metazoa; Chordata; Mammalia; Eulipotyphla; Soricidae. The transcript has 8 exons.